This is a messenger RNA of Peromyscus maniculatus bairdii (prairie deer mouse), 2172 nucleotides long. The record is from RefSeq and is a predicted model, not a curated record. NCBI's taxonomy places the organism in Eukaryota, Metazoa, Chordata, Mammalia, Rodentia, Cricetidae.
GGUACCAGGUCUAGCCUGGGAACUGCCAAUGACGUCAGCCAGGGACUGUGACAUCACUGAGUGAAGAUGCGGAGAAGGGGAUUGGGGCCUCCAACAGGGGAGCAGCCAGGGCCCCAGCAAGAUGGGGGACCCCAAAAAGAACAGGGCAGCUGGGCAUCACGAGAUUUAAGGCGGUGGGACCUGUUGGCAGAAUGUCUUCUCUCCCUGCAAGCGACCCUGAGGCCACCAAGAUGAGCACCGCGGCCGGGCCUGUGAGUGCGCCCAGGUCUCAGUAGCUGGGGGCCGAGGGCCACCAGACGCCAUGGUGUACUAGGCCGAGCGCGAGCUCAGCUUUCGCACUCGGAUCUCACGGCAGAGUCACCGUGGAGAGGCCAGGGUACCACAAACUUAUGGAUUUUGACAAGAAAGGAGGGAAGGGGGAGUCGGAGGAGGGCCGGAGAAUGUCCAAGACGGGCACGAGCCGGAGCAACCACGGCGUCCGCAGCUCGGGGACCAGCUCGGGGGUCCUGAUGGUGGGCCCCAACUUCCGGGUCGGCAAGAAGAUAGGCUGUGGGAACUUCGGAGAGCUUCGCCUGGGAAAGAACCUGUACACGAACGAGUACGUGGCUAUCAAGCUGGAGCCCAUCAAGUCCCGGGCCCCGCAGCUGCACCUGGAGUACCGCUUCUACAAGCAGCUGAGCACGGCAGAGGGCGUCCCUCAGGUCUACUACUUCGGCCCAUGCGGGAAGUAUAACGCCAUGGUGCUGGAGCUGCUGGGGCCCAGCCUGGAGGACCUGUUCGACCUGUGCGACCGCACCUUCACCCUGAAGACGGUGCUGAUGAUCGCCAUCCAGCUGAUCACGCGCAUGGAGUACGUGCACACCAAGAGCCUCAUCUACCGCGAUGUGAAGCCCGAGAACUUCCUGGUGGGGCGGCCGGGCAGCAAACGGCAGCACGCCAUCCACAUCAUCGACUUCGGGCUGGCCAAGGAGUACAUCGACCCCGAGACCAAGAAGCACAUCCCGUACCGCGAGCACAAGAGCCUGACGGGCACGGCGCGCUACAUGAGCAUCAACACGCACCUGGGCAAGGAGCAGAGCCGCCGGGACGACCUGGAGGCGCUGGGACACAUGUUCAUGUACUUCCUGCGCGGCAGCCUGCCCUGGCAGGGGCUCAAGGCCGACACGCUGAAGGAGCGCUACCAGAAGAUCGGGGACACCAAGCGCGCCACGCCCAUCGAGGCGCUGUGUGAGAGCUUCCCGGGUAGGACCCCGGCCCCGCCCUGUGCCCCGCGACAUCCGCUCUCGCAGCCGACACCUAUCGGCACCGUCCACACUGACGUCCCCUCCCAGCCCCCUCACCGCGACAAGGCCCAGCCCCCCAACAAGAACCAGGCGCUGAAUUCCACGAAUGGAGAGCUGAACGCGGACGACCCCACCGCGGGCCACUCCAACGCCCCCAUCGCCGCCCCCGCCGAGGUCGAGGUGGCCGAUGAGACCAAGUGCUGCUGCUUCUUCAAGAGGAGGAAGAGAAAAUCGCUGCAGCGACACAAGUGAGGCUCCCGCCGUCCCCGGAGCCCCGGCCGCGUCCAGGAGGCCGCGGUGUCCUCGGCGCCAUGGGCCCCUUGGCCCGACGUGAGGCGCCCUCCUCGGGGACUCGGGGUCACUUCCUUCACACAGGACUUGGGCGGAAAUGUCUGCGCCCCCGCGGCGCCCCCUUGGAGAGCACUAACUAUUUAAUAACCCCGGGAGAGAGGCGUCCCGCCGCCCCCGCUGCGCCCCCGUUAGCUCAUAAAGUCCAGCUUGUCCCCUCGAUCCAAAGGCCGUUUUCUCGAGGGGGGCAGGCCCGGGGCGUGGGUGUCACGGGAGGCCACCCAAGGGGAGGUGCGUGCGCUGCCACAAUGCUGCACCAAAGCCGGGGGCGGGCGGUCACCGCGCAGGGACUGGCCUGGCCCGCGGAGCCAGGGCCGCCGUGGUCCCUUCGUGCUGGGCCCGCGGGACAGAAUCGCCUUAAUGCCCGGCCCGGGCAGCAGAGAGGCGGUCCCCACGGGAGGGCCCGGCCGGGCCGCGGGAGCCGAGUUCUUGCUUUACAACGUGUACAGAAAUGAACUUAUGUUUCUCCGGCGCUUCCUUGAAGCCAUAGAGUUUAGGGGCUUUUUUUAAAAAAAAUAAAAGAAAACGAAACCAUCUCCGA